AUGGCGGUGCUAAAAGCAGACCUGAACACGCUGUCUGGCAGAAUAAAAGCCACGGAGGACAUUAUCCAGAGUCUGGGCAUCCAGCAGAACACCACUGCAAACCAGCUCCACGAGGUCUCGAACGCAUACACAGCGCUCAGUGUUAAGGUGGGACAGCUUGAAGACAUUACACGCCAAUGCAAUCUGAAAAUCAGGAUGAUCCCUGAGAUUAUUGAAGCUGGCGAGUUGCCACAAUUUAUCAGACGGUUAAUGUCCGCCACCCUACCACACAAGCAGGCCAAGAACAUACUGCUGGAAGGAAUUUACCGCUUGCCAGUGAACCCCAACAAUAAAGCCUCUUUUCCCAAUGAUGUAAUUCUGAGCUUCAGGUCACGAUCUGACAAAUAG
Molecule: messenger RNA, 387 nt
Organism: Pelobates cultripes (western spadefoot toad)
Lineage: Eukaryota; Metazoa; Chordata; Amphibia; Anura; Pelobatidae
Source: the annotation of a GenBank genome assembly